UACAUGAAGUAACGACCGAUCGUAAAUAUAAAAUGGCAGACAGUAUUCGUAGUAUAUUCACUCUUCAUCAUUCUAGAGGAAGUAUCGUUGAAGGAGUUGGCGAUGAAGUCCUUCUGGGACUCGUAUCAUCUUUAUUAUUAAUUGCUAUAGUUAGUAUUGUAUACAGAAAUCACGUCAGGACGCGAAAUAUUCAUCCUUUACAAGAAGAACAAGUGCAACUAACAAGAGAUAGAUUAGGUUUAGGACGUGAAGAUCAUGAAGACACGACCUCAGAACAUUUUUCUCAACCUCCAAGGCCUUUCUCUACUGACAGGCAAUGUCCUGUGUGUCUAACAGAUGCUAGGUAUCUAACUAUGACUAACUGUGGGCAUGAAUUUUGUGCUCCUUGUAUCAUAACCUAUUGGCGUUAUGGAAGUUGGCUUGGUGCAGUUCAGUGUCCUGUUUGUAGACAACAGGUGACAAUUCUUUUCAAGAACUUUUCUCCUGAAGAGAAUGCAUCCCAAGAAUCGGCAGGGUGGAAAAGAGAAAUUUAUGAAUAUAAUAGGCGAUUCUCAGGACUACCCAGAUCUUUGAUGGACCAUAUCCGUGAUUUCCCGACUCUUUUAAGACAGUUGUUUAAUGAGUUAUUUUCAGUCGGAGGACUCGUUUGGGUGCUGAGGAUGCGCAUCAUUUUGUGUUUUCUCGCUGCAGCUCUUUACUUCAUUUCUCCUUUAGACAUUAUCCCAGAAUCCGUGUUUGGAUUUCUGGGUCUUUUAGAUGAUGUUCUUAUAAUUUUGUUGUUACUGGUUUACGUCACUGAAGCCUAUAGACAGUAUGUUGCCAAUAGAACAGCAAUGUAAUGAUAAUACAUGUUGUUAAUAGAACAGCAUAUCAUUAACAAAAGAUAUAUAUAUGAAGUAGUACACAGUAAACCGACUGCCUUAAAAAGCUAUCAAUAAUAAAGUAGCCUGCACAGCCUUCUUGUCGGUUUUGGAACAAAUCAGGGGUUUUUGAGGUUCCUGCUUCAGCUAUGUGUCCGCUAGAAAAAUGAGACCUAGCAAAAAAAGGGAAACGUGGGGGGUGGGGAAAGUAGGGAAGGUUUCCUUCUUUCCCUUCCUGCCCUCUCAUCCUUCACUUCUUUUUUUGCUCAGUUUCAGUUCUCAGUGGUUCCAAAUUUCCAAAGUUCCCCAAAACCACAAGAACACCAAUGAGGUACAAAUGCAGAUCAAGGAGUUUUACUGGGUGCCUGUUAGCCCCAUUCCUGCACAGGUUCUAAAAUAAAGAAAAUUACAUUUCCAGGAAGGAAAUUGGUUCCUGAGGUUGAACCUCAAAUCUGCCUCUCAAGGAAGGGAUAUAGAUAUUUUGUGAUGUCAAUAAAUAGGGCAGAUCAAUGUAGUGUCAACUUAAGAAGGCAAAUAGAUACACAGAAAUUUUGUUCACUCAUGCUUUGUGCACUGUGUUCACUGCUCAGCUUGUAGUGUUUAGUUCCUAACAUGUAUCACCAUCACUAGUGUUGGAGAGUUAGAUGAGAAAUAAAGGUGUCUGGUUUUAUCAUG
Molecule: messenger RNA, 1535 nt
Organism: Actinia tenebrosa (Australian red waratah sea anemone)
Lineage: Eukaryota; Metazoa; Cnidaria; Anthozoa; Actiniaria; Actiniidae
Product: E3 ubiquitin-protein ligase RNF170
Molecular function (GO): metal ion binding; ubiquitin protein ligase activity
Source: RefSeq, a predicted model, not a curated record